AUGUUCGCCACUCGCCGUGUCGCUACCUCCCUCCCCCGCGCCUUCUCCCAGCGCGCCCUCUUCCACAACACCGCUCCGGCUUUCGUCCAAAAGGGCGACUCCAUCCCAGACCUCGACGUCCUGGUUGAGAACUCCCCGGGUAACAAGGUCAACCUCGCCAAGGAGAUUAAGGGCAAGGGUGUUAUCAUUGGCACUCCUGCUGCCUUUAGUCCGGCUUGCUCGAGCACCCACGUCCCCGGUUAUAUCAACCACCCCAAGCUCAAGGAAGCUGGUCAGGUUUUCGUUGUCUCCGUCAAUGAUCCUUUUGUGACCAAGGCUUGGGGAACCUCCCUCGACCCCACCGGCAAGAGCGGCAUUCGCUUCCUUGGUGACCCCACUGGUAAAUUCUCCGAGGCCCUCGAUGUGACCUUUGACAGCACCUCGGUCUUUGGCAACCAGCGCAGCAAGCGCUACGCUCUUACUGUGGAGAACGGCAAGGUCACGGGUACUUACAUUGAGCCGGACAACACUGGCGUCAAUGCCUCCACGGCCGAGAAGGUCCUUGGUUAA
This is a messenger RNA of Aspergillus chevalieri, 549 nucleotides long. Its product is annotated as peroxiredoxin family protein. The transcript has 5 exons. The record is from RefSeq and is a predicted model, not a curated record. Bases 1 to 549 code for a protein of 182 amino acids. Gene Ontology annotation, cellular component: peroxisome; cytoplasm; mitochondrion. Lineage: Eukaryota; Fungi; Ascomycota; Eurotiomycetes; Eurotiales; Aspergillaceae. Gene Ontology annotation, biological process: cell redox homeostasis; hydrogen peroxide catabolic process; cellular response to oxidative stress. Gene Ontology annotation, molecular function: thioredoxin peroxidase activity.